AUGUCAAAGAUUCUCCCAUUGCCGUACACUUCUCUCCGUACGGGUUUCGGGGUGUUGCCACCGCCAACUGUAGACGGAGAAGGAAGCGAGGAAGAAGCAAGAGAGUGUGAGCAAAAUGGAAGGAAGAACGGGUUGGUGGUGGUUCAUGGUUUUGGGCAUGGUGGAAUGAGAGCAGAGAGGUUGUGUUAA
Messenger RNA from Prunus armeniaca (apricot), 189 nucleotides. The record is from the annotation of a GenBank genome assembly. Lineage: Eukaryota; Viridiplantae; Streptophyta; Magnoliopsida; Rosales; Rosaceae.